AUGGCUACCGCCGUCCAGCCCGCGAUGAUCAUGGCUCCUGCCUUCAACCCUCAUAUCAACCAGUGCCACGAUCCCGAGCAGGAGUUCUUCGACUUCAGUCAACUGCCUUCACCCACACAACCCGGCCUCAAGCGCGAAUCAAGCUCCGUCUCCAACAUCGCUAGCCCGACCAGCACCACCAUCGAGGAGGAGCUCCAGGAGGCUGCGAAACCCAGCCACGAGUAUGAGCGCUUCAAGCAACAGACUGGCAUCCCGUCUGGCUCCCUCACCGGCCUGAACGCCGGCUACAGCUCCAGCUAUCCCAUCUUCUCGUCCUCGGGCCUCGACAUGAUGGGCAGCGACUCGGUCAUGGACGGCGCAUGGAACAGUGGCACUGGCAUGGACAUGAACGUGGGCAUGGACUACACCCAGCCCGCAUACAUGUUCCCCAACAACGACCAGGAUGACUUUGUGGACCCUAGCGCCAUCCAACAAGAGGAAGGUCCCGCCGUCAGGCUCUACCCCGGCAUGCACCAGCAGCAGGCUGCUCUAGCCAAGGCACAACAGCAGGCGCAGCAACAGCGUCAACAGCAGCAGAUCGCACACCAGAGGCAGCAGGCUCAGCUGCACGCACAGCAACAGCAACAGCAACAGCAACAGCAACAGCAACAGCAACAGCAACAGCAACAGCAGCAGCGCGCUGCACCCCCUUCGAGCAGCCGUAAGACGUCUAGCCCGUUGAGUGACGACCGCACAGAGGCGACAAUUGCUCGCGUCGUUGCUCAGAUCCGCCAGGAGAGCCAAAACGCCGCGCUUGCGUCCCACGAUGCCAACGGCAACAUUCUCCCCCACAUCAUCCGCGCCAAGAAGGACGAGGAAGAUAUGGACGAGGACGAGCGCCUGCUUGCCUCAGAGGAGGGUAAGAAGCUCAGCUCCAAGGAGCGCCGCCAGCUUCGCAACAAGGUCUCUGCCCGCGCCUUCCGCUCGAGGAGAAAGGAAUACAUUGGCCAGCUUGAAGGCGAGGUCGCCAUGAAGGUCAACGAGGCAAACGAGCUCCGCUCCCAGAACCGUGCCCUGAUGGAGGAGAACGCCCGUUCGCGUGCCUUCAUUGAGCGUCUGUUGAGGCAUCAGGCUUUCGGUCCCUUCCUCGAGGAUCUUGUUCGUGAGGAGGGUAUCACAGCUCAAGCUCCUCUGGCAUCCAUGCCUUCAUCUUCAACCCCUGUUGCCUCCGCGCCGCCACCGGCUCCCUUUCAACAGUCGUUUGUUUCCCAGUCCGAGAAUACGCAUGUCGGUAUGACAAUGGUUCCCGAGACCCAGCUCGACUUCUCGAUGCUCAACAUCAACAACACCAGCAGCAGCAGCAGCAACGCCAACUGGAACAUGAACAACGGAUUCAACGGUUACCAGCCCCGCGUCUUCGCUGUCACCGAGCUCCCUGAAGGCCCCGCCAACCCGCUCGAUGUCUCCGCCAUGUCCGGCAAGGGUCACAGCACCAUCUUCGCCGUUGAGGAUGAGGCGUCUGCUGACGAGGAUGCCAAGUCUGACUACCCGGUCAUUGAGUACCCCGUCCAGUCCCAGCAGCCUCUCAUGGCUGCUGUCGAGGAGGAGGACGAGGAUUCAGAGUAUGACCUGUACCGCUCUUCGCCCGCCCCUUCUGCUUCGCGCUCUGCGCCGCUUGAGAUUCUUUUCACCAACACUGAGAAGACCUUCGGCCACUUUACACUGCAUGUGUCGAACGAGGCUACCGAGGCUCUCUUGGCAGAGCGCUUGGAGAGGAAGAUGGCCGCUAUGGAGCCUGCGUUCCAAAGGAUAGCAGCCAUUACAUCGAUGCUUGACUACUAG
Molecule: messenger RNA, 1821 nt
Organism: Ascochyta rabiei
Lineage: Eukaryota; Fungi; Ascomycota; Dothideomycetes; Pleosporales; Didymellaceae
Exons: 2
Coding region: 1-1821 (606 amino acids)
Biological process (GO): regulation of DNA-templated transcription
Molecular function (GO): DNA-binding transcription factor activity
Source: RefSeq, a predicted model, not a curated record